GGCCUAUUGACUGCGGAGCAAUAAGUAACCCAUAGCAACCAAUCAGCGAUCAGUAUUGUCAGGCGAAUGUUUUAUUGGUUGCCGUGGGUUACUAUCCAGGGUAAAUUUGUCCCAGCAUUUUAAAUUAAGCCUUUAGUUUCACACAAGCAGCCCUUUUAAUCGGAUGGGAUCGGGUUCUUAAAGCUACUGUUAAAUACUAUGUGGUAAAGAAUUGACUCUAGCAAACGUCAUCUCCACGCGCCGCCUACUUGUUUUUCAUCCGAGUCCCCAAUGAAGAUCUCGCGAGAUAUUUCCUCCCUAUCGGUAGCGAUGUGGGCGUAGCUAAUGAGGAUUACCCUGCGAGAGAGCGUGCACUGAUUGGCUGGCGUCAUGGGACCGCCAUCAUUUUUCUAUGUUUGAUCUCAAACCUGCAGUAUUUACGUCUGUGCAGUUUAGAAGCAGAAUGAAGUGCCAGCAUGGUGCCCCAGAAUAAUAGAUGGGGAGACUUCAGAAGCAGGUGUGCCGGUUUGUACUGGAUUACUUUGAUAGAACAUACACGAGAGAGAUUGGAAACGCUUGGAGCACAGUCAGGGAAGUGCUCUCAACCCCUGAAUGCUGGCAGUAUGCCGUCCUGCUGAACAAUUUCACAUCCACUUGGGCACUGGAGAGUCAACUGCACAUGAAAGGCUAUCACCUGCUGUUUCAAGAAAUCAUCUGCCCACAAACAUUAAAGUGUUUCGUUAAUGGAAACCCGGGCAAAUUUCCUUCUCAGCGGCAUCGAACUGGAAAACUAAAAGAGUAUUAUGUGCUAAAUGCCGCUUCACUUCUGCCAGUCCUGGCCCUCGAUGUGAGGGAUGGAGAGAAUGUGUUGGAUAUGUGUGCUGCUCCAGGUGGCAAAUCCAUAGGGCUCCUGCAGUGUUCCACCCCAGCUCGCCUUCAUUGUAAUGAACCAGAUCUUCCCAGAUCACGGUGGCUGAAGCAGACACUGGAGUCCUUUGUACCAGAGACAGAAAUGAAUCACAUCUUUUCCACUGAACUGGAUGGAAGGCUUCUAGGGAAGUUCCACUCUGGAUUUUAUGACAAAGUAUUAGUGGAUGCCCCUUGUUCCAAUGACAGAAGUUGGCUGUUUUCAUCAGAUGCCCAGCAGGCGGCAGCACGAAUAUCCCAGAGGAAGAACCUUCCAGUGCUACAAGCAGAACUGCUCAGGUAUGGGACAAAACAGAAGGUCUGUAUGUUUCUUUACUACAGGGUUUGGCAGCCUUCCGACACAAUGUCCCCGCAUAGUUGAGAGCAUUUCAAUGGAAAAGCCGUUUGUCACAUUAAUUGGACUUCUCGUAAACAACCCGCCUGAAUUCCAUCCUGGCUACCGUUAAAGAUAAAUGGACCAGAAAAGGACUAUCGUUAACAUUUUGUUUAUUAACUCCCCUAAAGCUAAUGGAAACAUCAUCAGUUCCAAAUAUUUGGUUGUAGCAAUGAGUGGCUGAACCUGUCACUGCACAUCUCAGGCCGAGUUUGCUCAGCGUCAAUAAAGAUCUGUUUGCAAACAACAUUGUACAACACAGACUGAUGGACUCCAGUAGAAAUCAAUAUUUUGUGCCAUUUGUAUGAGGCGUUUGUGUGACUUAGUUUUAUAAUAGAAAAUUGUAUGUGCCUGUCUAUACACAAUUCCCACCUAUCACUUAUUUGUGAUACAAUAAAGC
Molecule: messenger RNA, 1679 nt
Organism: Xenopus laevis (African clawed frog)
Lineage: Eukaryota; Metazoa; Chordata; Amphibia; Anura; Pipidae
Gene: nsun3.L
Product: NOP2/Sun RNA methyltransferase family member 3 L homeolog
Exons: 6
Coding region: 476-1267 (263 amino acids)
Source: RefSeq, a predicted model, not a curated record